CAGGUUAGGGUUAAAAGUUACCUAUGCAGCCCUCUACAUUAUGACCAAUUUGUUCGCAUAUGCGAUCAUUUUUUAUUUAUUUGGCAACUAAAACAUUUCAUACCAUCUAUAUAAAAAUAUAAGUAGGCACCAUCUGGCUCCUAGGUGGAAAGGUUAAUGUAGAGACCUGCUAUGGUUUUCAGAUUGCGAAUUUAGCAGGAUUCCAUGCUUCCGUGAAUGCCAGGUUUUGGGUUAUAGGCGUAAGAUUAUGAGAUGGAAUCCCAAAAUGUCUGUGUUAAAGCAUGUUAACGAUUCUUGUAGAAUCCUAAAAAUAAAUAAAACAUUCUCAAACUCAAUGCCUGUAGUUUUCGUUCUACAAGGAGGAUGGAGAAGCUGUCCAGUUUUGAGGUGGCGCCAUUUCAAGGCCUGAUGAACAUGCUAAAGGCAAACUAUCUGGACAGACCUGAAAUCUUCAAAAUGGUUCUAGCGUUGCUCUGUGACUUUGACUGUACAGACCAGAAUUCAUUUGACAUGACAGUCCGUUACUUGCGCAUCUUACUGACAAAGAACUCUGGCUUGGCAGAAUGCUUGAUCACUUUUCUGCAGCCAAAUCCAAGCUCCAAGUGGACAAGUCAAGUUACUGACUCUGUACCGACAGCUGACAAAGAAACGAAACAAGAUCCUGCUCAACCAGUGAAGAAGUCACCGGUCGACCAGUUCGUCUACAACGUCCCACAAACCAAACUGAAACAGAGUCCGGGAUCAGCAUUUUUCCGUCCUACAAAGAUGUCCGUUUCGUCUAGUGGACCGAGCGCUGUGGCUACUUUGUACCCCACCCUGAGGUCCUCCCUAGUGAGAGGCUCGGCGACCAGAGCUGCAAUUCCCGCCCAGUUCUCACCCUUUCUCUAUCCGGCCUAUUUCCCCAUGAUGGGAGCCCCUAUCACCUGGAUGAGGAGGCCGCAUGGCUGCGUACAGGGAAGCCAUUUGGCUGGUACAGAGGAGGCUCUCGAUCUAACGCAGCACCACAGUAGUUCUGGGUCAGAUCAGAACGAUUCCAAAGAAAAAGAUCCAUCCAAGUCAAAAAUCUUGGAGGAAAAGGUUUCGGAUGAAAAGUCGUUUGAAAAAUCCUCACAGAAAGCUGCACUGGAAGACCAAGGAAGUGGAGAAAACUUUUUGACUGGGAUGACCAACAACGCGAGCAGUGGCUUCCAUCUGCCGUCACCGUCGGUGACGAGCCACGCAGAGUACGCCCGAGUCUUCUACCAGAAUGCAAGUCAGACCGUCGGCUCGAGUGGGAUUCCGUACAAGAUCAUGGACAGCUCCACUGAAGUGUUCCUCGGAACGGCCAGGAACCUGACGUCGUUCCCCUACCUCCAGCGCAUGAUCCUGCCCGACGGUCAGAUGAAGACGAUUGCGUUCGACAGUGACCCGUCACACCAGCCACAGCAGAUCAGUCCUUCCGAGUCGUCACUGCUCGACCAGGGUCAUCACUACCCACUGCUCAGGGAGAGGUCAGCUCCGGCACCGGUGGCCAAGAUCAAGCCGAAGCCAGUCUGUGAAUCGUCAACCUCCUCAUCAUCCACCGCCACCACCAUGCAGGCAGCAGUUCAAAGUGGUGCGGAGACGAAGUCAAACAAGUCGAAAAAACGUCCUCUUAGAACCGUUGUGCAGAUCGGUCUCAAGGAGAAAGUGAAAAAACUGUCAAAGACUACAGGCCAAGCUAAUAAAGAAUAGGAUUAAAUUGGUAAUAUACUGAACAACAAAAGAAAUGCAGAUAUUCUAACGUAAUACCAGGGAACAUUUAAAUUUCAAAAUCUUGAUUAGUGAUAUUUCAAUCAAUUGAAAAUUGAUUAGCAACUAAUGUUUAAUAAUUGUUUAGCGAAUCGCAAUGCGAUAAUGAACAAAAUGUUCCCUGAAUACUGUAAAUCGGGAAAUGUUGGCAAGGAACAUGUUGUUUUCAAAAUCUUGAUCAGCAGUAUUUCUAGUCUAAUUGAAUAUUGUUUAGCAACUACUCCUUGCUUUUUUUAAAUUGUGAGCGAUCUCUGAAACUUGUGUAGCAAAUCACGACGCGAUACUGAACAAAAUAUUUCCUGGUUAGUAAACAUAAACAUUUUUGUGAAUUUAGAGAGGCUAUACAAGUCGCUAAUAUUUCAUGACGUUGAAUUUUAAAAUGCAUAGCAACAGCUUGUUCCGAAAAACUUUUGUGCGAAUGUUUUGUCACUGUCAUUGAUUAACUGAACAGAAAACAAUGGUUACAUGUUAUUUCUUAAACCAAAAGGAUAGCAAACAACAAAAGUUAGUUACCAUGCACAUUACUGUCAUUUUCUACUAAAUUUAAGAUGUCUGUAAGUUGCAUAACGUCACAAUUAAUGAUGCUACAACCUAUGCUAAUUUAUAUGACUUUGCUAAAGUCACUAAUAUGUCACUUAUUUUGAUUUCGCUAAAAUAUAAGAUCGCUUCCAUUUUUAUGAUUUAAAGUAUACAUUUUUUUCAUGAUAAAAUUAAGUUGAUAAAUCAGAGAUGACAAUUUUCAGGAUUAAUCAAGAAUUCUGAAUUGUUAAAUAGUCUACAGGUACAGUUUUUCUGGAUUUCCAAAACUAACACUAUGGUUUUGGCUGAUACUUCUGAAUAGGGGUUGUCAUUUUAGACCAUUGUAUAACCCUUACUCUUAGGCCAAUCUCAGUACCCAGCCACCAGUUUUAAAAUUUGCUGAUUUUUUUUUCAUAAGCCAUUUUCAAUUGAUAAAGAGAUAAAAUAGACCUAAAAUGUUCAUAAGACAGUGAUAAUUUUAAUAGACACAAAAACUAACAGUAUUCAAAAUGAAUAAUUUAAAGUAAACUAAAGGAAAUUAAAUUAAUAUUCAUGUUUCUUUUUUGUUCAGUAUAUAAAUAUAUAUAUAUAGCCUAAAGAAUAUGAUGUAUAUAUAUAUACUACUAAUGUUAAUAAAUAGAUUGUAUACAGCUAACCUUGGACUACCAAAGAUGUUAAAUAAUUUGAUGUAUAUAUUGAUAAACUUAAAGACUAUCUAGCCAAUAAAGAACAUGUACGGAUUAAGACGUGUACAGCUAUUAAAUAAACAAUAGGAUUAUACAAUAUCAAACCUUGCUGUGAAAAUAAAUUGACGGAAGUGAUUAAUUACUACUCUAAUUUAUAUCAUGGGGAGCUACUUAAGAUAUUACCAUAGUUAUAGGUCUACCAUAUAACAGGAGCUAAAAAUUACUCUUCUUCACCACGUCUGGUGUGAUGGAGAGAGUGUGAUAGCUCCCAUUAAACAGCGAGAUUUGUAAUAAUACAGCUAAACUUAAACUUCCACAACUAUUAAAAAAUAGGAUACGUAAUAUACAAUUAAAUAUAGAUUACCAAAGCUGAUAGCAAUAGGAUAUACAUGUAUGCAACUACACUACCAGUUAAUAAAGCAUAGGAUAAUUAUAUAUACAUGUAUAUAUAUAGAUAUAUAUAUAUAUAUAUAUAUAUAUAUAUAUACAUGCAGUGAAACCUCUCAAAUCUGGACCCUCUGUAAACCGGAAUUCCCCCAAAACGAGAAAGAUUUCACGGUCCUUUUUUAAAAAUCAGUACAGAACUUAACCUCUUUGAACCAGAUACCUUUUAAAACCAGGUUUCACUGUUUAUACAUGUACUACCAAAGCUUAUAAGAAUAGACUGACCUCGAUGUUAUAUAGCUUAAGCCAUCGGCUGGUAGGUACUGGGUUCGCAUCCCAGUACCCACUCCCUGCCAGAGCGAGUUAACAACCCAAUGGGUACGACUAUCACCAAGGGCAGGACGUAGCCCAGUAGUAAAGCGCUAGCUUGAUGUGCAGUCAGUCUAGGAUCAAUCCCUGUUGGUAGGCCCAUUGGGCUAUUUCUCGAUUAGCAGCAAGGAAUCUUUUAUAUGCACCAUCCCACAGACAGGAUAACACAUACCACGUGGUGCACUGGCUGGAACGAGAAAUAGCCCAAUGGGCCCACCAACAGGGAUCGAUCGAUCGAGCUACAUCCCACCCCUAACAUAUACUGAAGACGGUACUGCAUAUUUGAUUCCUUGGCUGUUCCAUCAGUAGCUUUUAUCCAUAUAUAUAUAUAUAACCUAUGCAGUUUGAUGGCAUUUAUUUGUCAAGAAACUUUUUUAUUUACAUCAAGAAAAAAUAUACAAGUUGGUAUAGGUUUAAAACUUAAUGUUUAUAUAUGGAUUUUAACAUUAUUCAUUAUAGAGCAACAUGCCAAUUAAUCUGUUCCCUUUUGAUGCAAAUGGACUAUUUUUAAAAUGUGGCUCUAAUUGUUCAUUAGUCCAAUUAAAAACCCAAAUAAAAAAACCCAGGAAGAAGUUAGCAAGGAUAAUUUGUGUGUAUUUAGGACUAAGUAACAUUGUUGUCUGUACUUCAUAUGUGCUUCGACUUCAUUGUUUCAAGAAUGAAUGUAAAUUAUUGUCUUUAGAAAAAUUAAAGAUGAUUCAGUAUACUAUAACAAUUAUUAACUGUUAGGUCCAUUACCCAUCAAUACAAUUCCAUGUUCACAAUUCUGAAUGCAGACAUUUUUUUUUUUAAGUUUGUUUUGUUUAAUGACACCACUAGAGUACAUUGAUUUAUUAAUCAUUGGCUAUUGGAUGUCAAACAUUUGGUCAUUUUGACACUGUCAAAGAUCUACAUUUU
Molecule: messenger RNA, 4625 nt
Organism: Gigantopelta aegis
Lineage: Eukaryota; Metazoa; Mollusca; Gastropoda; Neomphalida; Peltospiridae
Exons: 3
Coding region: 364-1713 (449 amino acids)
Source: RefSeq, a predicted model, not a curated record